UUCCUCCCCUCCCCUUCUCCUCCUCCUCUUCCUCCGGCGGCUCUAGUUUUGGAUGGGGGACUCCUUAAGGGGUGAAGUUCCGCGGCGUUUUGGGGGGCUCGGAAAUAACAUUUGUAAGCAGUGCCCGCAGUGGAGGUGAGGGCAGGACUCGCCUGGGGGAGCGCCUGCCAGUUGUCUUCGCCGAGGCUGCUAGGGAAGCAGCUUGGGAAGUGAAGUGUUGUUUGAUUUGGGAGAGUAAUAUGGCUGAUCUAAGGGAGUGCUGAACAAUUUGUCUCUCUCCACGCGACACUGGGCUUGGAUUCUAACAUGUAAAUAACUUCUUCCUUCGGGUAAUCGGCUUGGGGCACCGAUGCCUGCUCCUUCAUCCUUCCUACGGGUUUUGUGAAAGGUUACGCGGUUGUGGAUGACGUUGUGCAGAAAAAAUUGAAGGGUGGCCUCGAAGUAGAGGAAAACCUGCAGUGGAGGAUGAAGACAGCAUGGAUGGUUUGGAGGCAGCAGAAACAGAAAACACUGUGGAAACUGAAAUCAAGGAACAAUCUGCAGAGGAGGAUGCCCAAACUGAAGUGCAUGGUGACAAGAAGCUAACGCCAGUUCUUCAGCGCUCAGUGUCUGUGGAAUCUGCAAGCUCCAUUGCCUCUGUUGGUGUUGAAGCAAAAACCAGCAGUGAACAGCUCUGCGCCUUUUGUUACUGUGGGGAACGAAGCUCAUUGGGACAAGGAGAACUUAAGCAGUUUAGCCCAACACCAGGGUUUAUCGCUCCAUGGAGCAACCUGUCUUUAAAUAAGAGUGAAACUGGUGAUAGCAAUGGCGGCAUUUGUGAGAGUACUCCAAGGCAGAAUUCAGUCCUACGCAAAUCAAGAGGACAAAAGAAAGAGAAGUCUCAUCAGAGCAUAACAUCUUGUAGAAGUAUAAGCACUCAAACUACUCCUGAUGAUCAGGUAGUCAAAUUCUGGGAUGAACUCAAAAUGGUUGGCUUACCAGAUGACAUUGAUGUCCAAGCCUUAUUUGAGCCAACAGGUUACUGCUGGGCUCAUAACCGCUGUGCGGAAUGGUCACUUGGAAUUUGCCAGACUGAAGAGCAUCUACCAGUGAGUGUGGACAAAGCUGUUGUCUCAGGGAGCACAAAACGAUGUGCAUAUUGCAAGCACCUUGGAGCCACUAUCAAAUGCUGUGAAGAGAAAUGCACCCAGAUGUACCAUUAUCCAUGUGCUGCUGGAGCAGGCACAUUUCAGGACUUUAAUAAUUUUUCCCUUCUUUGCCCAGACCACAUUGACCAGGCUCCACAAAGAUCAAAAGAAGAAGCAAACUGUGCAGUGUGUGAUAGCCCUGGCGACCUCUUAGAUCAGCUUUUUUGUACUACCUGUGGCCAGCAUUACCAUGGAAUGUGCCUGGAUAUACAAGUGACACCUAUAAAACGGGCAGGUUGGCAGUGUCCUGAUUGCAAAGUGUGCCAGAACUGCAAGCAUUCUGGAGAAGACAACAAGAUGCUUGUGUGUGAUACAUGUGACAAAGGGUAUCAUACUUUUUGUUUACAACCAGUUAUGGACUCUGUACCAACAAAUGGCUGGAAAUGCAAAAACUGCAGGGUAUGUGCAGAAUGUGGCACACGGACCAGUAGUCAGUGGCAUCACAACUGUCUUAUGUGUGAUAGUUGUUACCGUCAGCAAGACAAUUUGCCUUGUCCUUUCUGUGAAAAAUCCUCCAAUCCAGACUUGCAAAAAGACAAGUUGCAUUGUCAUAUGUGCAAAAGGUGGAUUCACAUAGAAUGUGACAAAUUUCCUGAUAACGAACUGGAUACUCACUUAAGAGAAUACACCUGUAGUCUUUGCAAAUACUUAGAAGCAGAAGAGGAACAUGCACAUGCACAGGCAUGUGAUGUGAUGGAUACUGCCCAACUUCUUCCUGAAACUGGUAUAGUUUGUGCAGAUGAAAUGGAAACAGAAGGAGGAGGAGAUGUGGCCAACAAGGACCAACUAGUAAUGGAUAACAGCCUUGCUCAGGAAUCAACGGUAAAGUGUGGCACAGAUGGCUUCUCAUUAAAUGAAAAUAAUGGUGAACUGGAAACAGAGGCUCCUGACCAUUUUGGUAAAAGUGAAAUAGAAACAUCUCCUGAAAAGAUUCCUGCAUCUGAUCUUAAUCAUGCUGAUAAAAAGAUGGAAAUGACAGAAAAUAUUUUGAAUACAAUGCAGCAAGUCUUAAACAAGCAAACUGAGGAAGCAAAAACAUUACAGGAAAGCACUGAGGUAUUUGAAAUGUCUACAGAGGAAUCUCAGCUUCCACCAGAGAUACCUGAGGAUGUAGCAAAGAUAUCUGAAACCUUCAAUUUGGUCAAUAGUGAGAGCAGCUCCUCUAAGAAGGAAGAGCAACUAGAAACAACAAUGGUGUCAGAAGCUACAGAAGGAGAUGAGACUCCUGAAAAUUAUGACACGUCAUCUCUUCCUGCAAAUGAAAGUUGUGCAACUGACAGUUCACCAUUGGAAGAUAAAUCUUUAAAGUCACCAGCUGAAACACAGUCUUUAUUUUCAUCAUCUGUUGAAUUAAACAAGUCCAGUGUGUCUUCCUCACCAGCAGCCUCACUAGAGUUAGGCUCUUCACAUGACACAAUGCGUAGUCAGAUGUCACCACUAGAAUCCUCUAUAACUCUUCCAACAACAUACGUAUCGCUCACUCCAAAAAUUGGAAUGGGAAAACCAGCUAUCACCAAAAGAAAGUUUUCUCCUGGGAGACCGAGGUCAAGACAGGGGGCUUGGAGUAGCCAUAAUACAGUGAGCCCACCUUCCUGGUCCCCAGACAUUUCAGAAGGUCGGGAAACUUUUAAGUCCAGACCGCUACCUGGCAGUGCCAUAUGGAGCAUCAAAGUGGGUCGUGGCUCAGGGUUUCCUGGGAAGCGGAGACCACGUGGUGCAGGCCUUUCUGGAAGAGGUGGACGGGGGAGAUCAAAACUUAAAAAUGGAAUUGGAUCUUAUUUUUCUCCAGGGGUCACAGAUAUGGACAUUUCAUCUAACAAAGAUGAGGAAGAAAACUCAAUGCACAAUACUGUUGUCCUGUUUUCUAGCAGUGACAAGUUUACUUUGCAUCAGGAUAUGUGUGUAGUUUGUGGGAGUUUUGGCCAAGGUGCAGAAGGACGAUUGCUUGCCUGCUCUCAGUGUGGUCAGUGUUACCAUCCAUACUGUGUCAGUAUUAAGAUAACAAAAGUGGUGCUCCACAAAGGUUGGAGAUGUCUGGAAUGCACUGUGUGUGAAGCCUGUGGGAAGGCUACAGAUCCGGGAAGGCUGCUCCUUUGCGAUGAUUGUGAUAUCAGCUAUCACACUUACUGCCUAGAUCCGCCACUGCAGACAGUUCCUAAAGGAGGUUGGAAAUGCAAAUGGUGUGUUUGGUGCAGACAUUGUGGUGCUACGUCUCCUGGUCUUAGAUGUGAAUGGCAAAAUAAUUAUACACAGUGUGCUCCCUGUGCAAGUUUAUCUACCUGCCCGGUCUGCUGUUGCAAUUACAGAGAAGAAGAGCUUAUUCUGCAAUGCAGACAGUGUGACAGAUGGAUGCACACAAUCUGUCAAAACUUAAACACAGACGAGGAAGUGGAAAGCACGGCUGACAGUGGCUUUGACUGUACCAUGUGUCAGCCAUACAUACCACCAGCAAAUGUGCCUUCCUCUGAAUGCUGUGAACCACCAGUUGCCACUCAAAUUAUAACAAAAGCAAAGGAAUUUGUUCAUGCAAAUUUCAUAGACCCACCGAAGACAUACACUCAGGAUGGAGUCUGUCUGACAGAAACAGGGAUGUCUCAGUUACAGAGCCUCAGUGCUGUUGUACCAAGAAGAAAACGGACAAAGCCAAAGCUCAAGUUGAAGAUUAUAAACCAGAAUAGUGUGGCUGUACUCCAGACCCUGCCUGACAUCCAAUCAGAACACUCAAGGGAUGGCGAGAUGGAUGACAGUAGAGAAGGAGAUCUCAUGGACUGUGAGGGAAAAUCUGAUACAAGCCCUGAACGGGAGCCUGCAGAUGAUGAUCCUAAGGGAGUAGAAGGAACUGAGGGGAUUAAAAAAAGAAAGAGAAAACCUUACAGACCUGGCAUUGGUGGAUUUAUGGUACGUCAGCGGAGUCGUACAGGACAGGGAAAAACAAAACGAUCUCUUUCAAGGAAGGACUCCUCUGGCUCUGUAUCUGAGCAGAUACCCAGCAGAGAUGAAAGUUGGAGUGAACAGCUACUAGAUACACCCAUUGAUGAAACUACUCCUGUUUCAGAGAAUACAGAAAAAAUUAAAAAGCGUUACAGGAAGAAGAAAAACAAGCUUGAAGAAAUCUUCCCAGCAUACUUGCAGGAAGCCUUCUUUGGAAAAGACCUUCUAGAUACCAGUAGACAAAGGAAACCAAGUUUAGAUAAUUUAUGUGAAGAGAGCCUUAACAUUUCUUGCAAAGCAAAUUUGAACACAAAUUUCCUAGAUCCAUCUUCAGAUCCACUUCUUAGCUCAACUUCCACUCCAGCUCCAUCAAAAUCUGGAAUACAAGGUACCUCGGAUGACCCAUUAGCUGCCCUUGUGCUGAGCACUGAUGAUGAUAUACUUGGAAUUCUUUCUGAUGAUUUAGUGAAAUCUGGAGAUCAUUCAGGUCUUGAUUUAUGCACUUUCCAGGUUGAGAGCUCAUCCUCCCCUUUUGCUGGACUAGAUAUUGGACCCAUAUCUGAUGAUCCAUCCUCUAUACCUCCACAAAGUGUCAGUCAGAGUUCACGGCCACUGAGUGAAGAACAGUUAGAUAGAAUCCUGAGCCCUGAACUGGACAAGAUGGUCACAGAUGGUGCAAUUCUUGGCAAACUGUACAAGAUUCCAGAGCUGGGAGGAAAGGAUGUUGAAGACCUGUUUACUGCUGUACUGAGCCCUUCAGCUACUCAGUCAACUCCUUUGCCACAACCCCCACCACCCCCACCUCCUCAACUCAUGCAUUUGCAUAAUCAAGGAGAGAAUGCAUUUUCAAGAGUUCCACUUAUAAAUGGCCUGAUUGGACCAAGCCCCCAUCUCCCUCAUACAACUUUGGUUCCGGGAGGAGGAAUAGGCUCCUUUUCUACAAUAGCACAGCCACCAUACACAGACACAAGGGAUAAGAAUACAGCAUUUAAUGCGGUGAUGAAUGAUCCCACCAGUCCUUGGGUUCCGUCUGCUACACCACUGGAUGGUGAAGGUGAUACCAUGUCUAACGCGCAGAGAAGCACUCUUAAGUGGGAAAAGGAAGAAGCACUUGGUGAAAUGGCAACCGUAGCACCUGUUUUGUACACAAAUAUCAAUUUUCCAAAUCUAAAGGAGGAAUUCCCAGAUUGGACUACAAGAGUGAAGCAAAUUGCUAAAUUGUGGAGGAAAGCAAGCUCACAAGAAAGAGCUCCAUAUGUGCAAAAAGCCCGAGAUAAUAGAGCUGCCUUACGGAUCAACAAAGUGCAGAUGUCUAAUGACUCCAUGAAAAGGCAGCAGCAGCAGGAUAGCAUUGAUCCAAGCUCUCGUAUCGACACUGAACUCUUUAAGGACCCAUUAAAGCAGAGGGAAUCAGAGCAUGAGCAAGAGUGGAAAUUUAGACAGCAAAUGCGUCAGAAAAGUAAACAGCAAGCUAAAAUUGAAGCAACUCAGAAACUUGAGCAAGUGAAAAAUGAGCAGCAACAACAGCAGCAAAUGCAACAACAACUUGGGUCACAGCAGCUUUUGAACCAAUCAGGUUCAGACACACCUAGUAGUGGGAUUCAAAGUCCUUUAACCCCUCAGACUGGCAAUGGAAGUAUGUCUCCUGCACAACAGACAUUAUAUACAAAACAGCUUCCUGGUACCCCUACUUCUACACCUUCUGAUGUUUUCUUAAAACCACAGGCCCCACCUCCACCUGCAACACCAAAUAGAAUGCCUGUUCAAGAUGCACAUUGCCAGGCACCAUCACAACAGAUGUUUCCUCCUUGUUCCUCUACCAGACCACCUUCUCCUGUUGACCCUUAUGCAAAAAUGGUGGGAACUCCUAGGCCACCACCUGUUAACCAAAAUCAAAACUUUGUCAGAAUAAAUUCUGUUACAUCAGUAGAUAUCUGUCCACCCCCUUCACCCAUAUCCAGGCCAGCUCAGGCAUCUGAAUCAGCAGGGAGCAGACCAUCACCUGUCAGAGAUUCAUGUUCUUUGUCUCCAGUCAACAGUGACCCUUAUGCAAAAGCUCCAGAUACACCCAGGCCUACAAUGGGAACAGAACCUUUCUCCAAACCUUUGGGGAUAUCAAGAUCACCUUUAAUUGCAGAACAACCAGGGAAAGCAUCUUUAUCAGUGGCAAACAGUGACCCCUUUGCUAAACCACCUCCAAGAACAGAUGCAUUUCAAAGGCCCCGGAUGUCUCCUGCUGACUCAUAUGCACGCCCACCAUUGACUCCCAUUCCUGUUGUUGAGGGAAGUUCUGGCCCAUUUAAAACUCCAAUGCGCCCAACUCAGUCCCCACAAGAUCCGUAUGCUUCAAUGCCACCAACCCCACGGCGUAUGUCUGUGGACCCCUAUGAACGGCCUGUUUUGACACCAAGGCCAGUAGAUAGCUUUUCACACAAUCCAUCUAAUGACCCAUAUAGUCAGCCUCCUCUGACUCCACAUCCAGCAAUAAAAGAGACUUUUGCCCACCCACAAAGAGUAGUGCGAAACCAGGGUGAUUCUUUUUCUCAGUCUGGAACUAUUUCAAGGGCAGUUGCUCAGGACCCCUACGCCCAGCCUCCAGGUACGCCUCGGCCUGUCGCAGACCCCUACGCCCAGCCUCCGGGUACUCCUCGGCCUGUCGCAGACCCCUACGCCCAGCCUCCGGGUACUCCUCGGCCUGUCGCAGACCCCUACGCCCAGCCUCCGGGUACUCCUCGGCCUGUCGCAGACCCCUACGCCCAGCCUCCGGGUACUCCUCGGCCUGUCGCAGACCCCUACGCCCAGCCUCCGGGUACUCCUCGGCCUGUCGCAGACCCCUACGCCCAGCCUCCGGGUACUCCUCGCCCCACUGCUGUUGACCCAUACAUGCAUCAGCCACUCACACCAAGACCUGCACAGACUGGAGACUUAUUUGCUCAGGUUUCAGCUAAUCAAAGGCAUUCUGAUCCAUAUACCCAACCUCCAGGUACACCAAGGCCGGUUAGUAGUGAUCCAUAUUCUCAACCACCAGCAACACCAAGGCCUGGAAUUCCAGAACCUUACAGUAGACCAGCCCUAAUGUCAAAUCGUGAUCCUUAUCUGCAGGCAUCACAGAACAGAACCUUACCUGGGACAUUUGUAAGGCCAUCAGAUCCGUGUUCUCAGCCUCCAAAGCUAUUGGGACCUGCUGUGACAGAUUCUUUUAGCCAUGCUUCAGCAGCACCACCUUGUGAUCCUUAUGAUCAACCUCCAAUGACUCCAAGACCUCAGCCAGAAACUUUUGGAACUGCUCAGCUUCCCCACGAUGUUGCAGAUCAGCCAAGAUCUGGAUCAGAGGGGAACUUGGGUUCAUCUGUAAACUCUUCCAUGAGCAUGCAGGGAAAACAGUUCCCCCAAGCUUCUCCUGGCCCAGUACCAACAGCUGGAGCAACAAAUACACAGACCACAAUGUCUCAGGCAGAUGCAGAAAAAAUAAGACAACGCCAGAAAUUACGUGAGAUUAUUCUGCAGCAGCAGCAACAAAAGAAGAAUGCAAUCCGUCAAGAGAAAAUGCCACAAGAGCCUACCACAGCACCUCAUGCAGGAUCUACUCAACCAUGGCAGCAGCAAGAAAAUCUGAACCAGAUUUUUAACAGGCCUCCUCCUCCGUAUCCUGGGAAUGUUAGGUCAGCCAUUGUCCCUCCUAGUGGACUAAGGUUCACAGGUUUUCCCAUCGAUGGGCAGUUUAAUAGACCCCAAUUUCCAGGAGAUAUGGGUGGAAUGGCAAUGAGACCUCAUGGAAUUAGAUUUGGUUUUUCUGGAGGUGGUCAUGGUCCUACACAAUGUCAAGAACGUUUCCUUGGGCCUCCCCAGCAAAUGCAACGUGCUGGAGUUCCACCACAACUCAGAAGAUCAAUUGACAUGCCUAGACUCCCUAACAAGCCACAAAUGGGCAACCCUAUUGGACUCUCACAGCAUUUCCCACCACAAGGUAUUCAGGUUCAACAGCACAACAUCAUGGGGCAGGCAUUUAUUGAGCUCUGUCACAGAGCACCCGAAGGCAGGCCAAGACUUCCUUUUAAUUCCUCAUCAGCUGUUACGAACACAGUCCCCCAGCAUCAACAACAUACAGGAUUUGUACCUAGACAGGACUGUCAAGGCCCAAGACACCUAGAGCCCACAAGACGUAAUUCUCAAAGCCUAAACAAUCCAUUGCAUGUGGCAACGGGUUUGGAGCAUUUACCGCCAGGUCAGCAAGCUAUAGUGAAUCCCACCCACCCACCUGUAUUAGUCAUGUGUUCUUUAGGUCAUCCACCAGUUAAUGAUGCUUUUUCAGGAGGUUCUUUGCCAACAACAACACCUACUGAGGCAGCAAGUGACUUACAGAUUCCCAACCAACCCACUGAUGGAUUAGAAGAAAAGCUUGAUCCUGAUGACUCCUCUGUAAAAGAUUUAGAUGUCAAGGACCUUGAUGGUGUUGAGGUUAAAGAUUUAGUUGACGAGGACCUUGAAAAUCUAAAUCUAGACCCAGAAGAUGGCAAAGGAGAUGAACUGGACACAUUAGAUAAUCUUGAAACUAAUGAUCGUCACCUUGAUUACCUUCUAAGAUCAGGCGAAUUUGACAUAAUUGCCUACACUGAUCCAGACCUCGAUUUGGGUGACAAAAAAGGUAUGUUUAAUGAAGAGCUAGAUCUUAAUGUCCCCAUAGAUGAAAUACAAGGCAAGGCAGAAGAUACGCAGCAAAAGCAUCAGGAUGAGAAAGCUGCCACUCCUGCAGCAUCGUCUCCUCAGAAAAAAACUGCUGAAGUCAGUGAAAUUAAAACAGAAGUUAUGUCUCCAAACACAUUAGAAGAAACUAAAUCUGAAAGUGAAAAAAGAGAUGUAAGUGUGGCAUCCUCCGGCACUCAGUUUAUUGCUGAAACAGAGUUACAUGAUGAAGAAGCAACAUCUGUGAUGCCCCAUAAUGUGGAAUUACCUGGCAAAACAAAUAUGAAUGAGGAAAUCACUGUGCCCAGCCCAGAUACUGUUCCGGGCCCUGCUCCAACAUCAACUCAAGGUUCUUGCAAUAUCUCUGGAUCCACUCCUGUUCUUACAAGUUUGUUAGCUAAUGAGAAUUCAGAAAACCCUGAUGUCGGGCCUCUGGGCUCUCCGCCUAAUCCACAGCCAGCAGCACAAAUCAAACCUGUUUCAAGUAUGCCACAAACUUUAAUGACAUCUGCUGGUCAAACCAUGGAAAAUACUGUACCUAAUGUGAACAUGGUUCCACAAAUAAGCCAUAACUUCUCACAAGGGACAACGGUAAAUCCAGCCUUUAUUCCUGGCCAGACAGCUAAUAGCUUUGGGGCAGUGCAAGCUGGUAAUCAAACUGUGCCUGCCGUAAAUCGACCCGGCCCCAGUGGUAUGCCUGGGCCACAACCAAUGAUGAUUCCACAAACAUUAGCCCAGCAGCAAAAUCGAGAGAGGCCUCUUCUGCUAGAAGAACAGCCUCUUCUGCUGCAAGAUCUUUUGGAUCAAGAAAGGCAAGAGCAGCAGCAGCAGCGACAGAUGCAAGCCAUGAUUCGCCAGCGUUCAGAGCCAUUUUUCCCCAACAUUGAUUUUGAUGCAAUCACUGAUCCUAUAAUGAAAGCGAAAAUGGUGGCUCUGAAAGGGAUCAAUAAAGUAAUGGCACAGAACAAUAUGGGCAUGCCACAAAUGGUCAUGAACAGAUUUGCCUUUAUGGGUCAAGCAGUGCCGGGAGUACCAAGCGGUGAAAGCCAGAAUCUUGUUCAGCAAGCAAUCACACAGGAUGGAAACCUAACACCGCAGAUGUCUAGGCCUAACCCUCCAAAUUUUGGUCCUGGUUUUGUAAAUGAUUCACACAGAAAGCAAUAUGAAGAAUGGCUACAAGAAACACAGCAGCUUCUUCAGAUGCAACAGAAAUUCCUUGAAGAACAAAUUGGAGCACACAGAAAAUCAAAAAAGGCACUAUCUGCAAAACAGCGCACUGCAAAGAAAGCUGGCCGAGAAUUCCCAGAGGAAGAUGCAGAGCAGCUUAAGCAUGUUACUGAACAGCAGAGUAUGGUUCAAAAACAGCUUGAACAGAUACGAAAGCAACAGAAAGAGCAUGCAGAACUCAUUGAAGAAUAUCGGAUUAAACAGCAACAAUGUGGAAUGGGACCCCAUGCAAUGAUGCCAGGUAUGCCUGCUCAGCCUGCAAUGGUCACAGGAGGAUCUCCACCAGCUGUGGGUCAGCAGAGUUUCCCAAUGGUAUCUCAACAGCUUCAGCAUCAACAGCAUGCCGUAGUUGUUCCUGGACAACCCAAUCCACCCAGAAUGCCAAGUUUGCCUGGAUGGCAACCGCCCAGUGCUGCUUCAGCACACAUCCCACACAAUGUACCAAGGAUGCAACCACCAAUGGCACAGUUGCCAGUGAAUCCUGUUACUCCCACUUCUGUGACAGCUCCUAGCGCAAAUGUGCAGUCAGGGCCGCCACCACGUGUAGAGUUUGAUGACAACAACCCAUUUAGUGAAAGCUUUCAAGAGCGUGAGCGAAAGGAGCGUUUGCGAGAGCAGCAGGAAAGGCAACGAAUUCAGCUUAUGCAGGAGGUGGAUCGGCAGAGAGCUCUGCAGCAGAAAAUGGAAAUGGAGCAGCACAGUACAAUGGGCUCAGAAUUAAAUGCCAGAACUUCUUUGCCUCAAAUACCGUUCUUCAAUUCAGAUCUACCUUGUGAUUUCAUGCGGCCUCCACGGCCUCUUCAGCAAUCUCCACAGCAUCAACAGCAGCAGAUGGGACCCAUUAUGCAGCAAGGACCUCUAAACUCCCCACCACCUUCCAGCUUUCCGCAGUGUAGUGAGCGGCAGCCAGUGGGAUCUUCCUCCUUUGUUCCCGAUCCCCCCCCAAUUCCAGAUGGAAGUCCCCCUUUCCAUUCUGUAAAGCAGCCGCGUGGAAGCUUUUCACAGUACCAGGUUCGGCCUCAGUUUGCCACUGGUCUGCCUGGAGUUUCUCCUGGAACUGGCAGUGGUCCCCCCUGUGGUCAGGACGCCAUGCCCCAUGGAACAAACUUUCCUGGAACAAGUCAGUCUCUCAUCCAGUUGUAUUCUGAUAUCAUUCCAGAGGAGAAGGGCAAAAAGAAAAGAACCAGAAAGAAGAAGAAAGAGGACGAUGCUGAGUCAGUAAAUACCCCAUCAACCCCACAUUCAGAUAUAACUGCACCCCCAACUCCAGUUGUUUCAGAUGCUGUCUCCACCCCAACAGUUAGCACACCUGGUGAACUUCCACGGCAUCCAGGAGAAUCGGAGGCAGAGGAGCUGCCAGGCUCAUCACCUCCAAAUGCUGCAGAGAGUCAGUCUUCCUUAGAACUGAAAAGUCAGCUCUCCAGUACUGAUUUGCCACAAAACAUACUGCCUGAGCAGCCAGGCAUGAACCAGGAGACAGACAAGGACAAGACAGCGGCUUCUAUGAGCAUUCAGGAAAUUAAUCAGGAAAAGACAAGCGCUGAUCAGUGCCCUAGUAAAGCUGAGCCUAAGAUGGAGAAUGAAAAUGGCAUUAAAGUGGAAGAGGAGAAAACUACUGUGCAGCCUUCCCCUUCUUUGCAGAAUCAGGCACAACCUGACAGCAUUCCAGCAGCAAAAGGGGAAUCAGGGAAUGAACUCCUCAAACACUUGCUUAAGAACAAAAAAUCUGCCUCUCUUUUCAAGCAGAAAGCAGAAAGCAGCUUACAGCCAGAGGAGAGUGCUGAGGAGAGCAAAUUCGUGGGGAAACGGGAUCCGAUGGAAGGCAGCAUGCAAUCAUUAGGGAAUCCAUUGCAGGGUACAUUUGGAUGUGGUAACAGCCAGCUUCAGAGAGCAGAUUUAGGACAUGAAAUGAAAAAACAACGAAAUAAACGAACUCAGAGGGCGGGUGAGAAGGCAGCACCUCGAUCUAAGAAGAGAAAAAAAGAGGAAGAGGAAAAGCAUGCUAUUUAUCCUAACACUGAAACAUUUAUGCAGUUAAAACAGCAACUCUCUUUGCUGCCUCUAAUGGAGCCGAUAAUUGGAGUGAGUUUUGCCCACUUUCUUCCUUAUGGCAGUGGCCAUCUGAAUAGUGGAAAUCGCCUUUUGGGAAGCUUUGGUAGUGCAACGCUUGACGGGGUAUCAGAUUACUAUUCUCAGCUAAUCUACAAGCAGAAUAACUUGAGUAACCCACCCACUCCUCCAGCCUCCCUCCCUCCUACGCCUCCACCUGUGACUUGCCAAAAAAUGGUAAAUGGAUUUGCAACCACUGAAGAACUUGCUACAAAGGCUGGAAUGCUUGGAGGGCAUGAUGUUACCAAAGCUCUGGGACCGAAGCAGUUUCAGCUGCCUUUCAGACCACAGGAUGAUCUGUUAGCCAGAGCCAUUGCUCAGGGUCCUAAAAGUGUGGAUGUUCCUGCUUCUCUUCCAACCCCACCUCAUAACAAUCAUGAAGAGCUGAGGGUUCAGGAUCCUUGUGAUGAUAGAGACACUCCUGACAGCUUUGUUCCUUCUUCCUCUCCUGAGAGUGUAAUGGGCAUGGAAAUAAGUAGAUACCCUGAUCUGUCAGCAGUAAAGGAAGAGAUGCCCGAACCUGUUCCAUCCCCCAUCAUUCCAAUUCUACCUGCCAGUACUGGAAAAGGUUCAGAAGAAAAAAGGAAUUAUAUCAAAACAGAGCCUGGUUCUGGUUUCUUUGGCUCUCAGCUUGGUCCUUCUCAAAAUGGUCCAAAAUCUGGCCUUGUGUCCAUAGCAAUUACUUUACAUCCCACAGCUGCAGAGAAUAUUGGCAGUGUGGUGGCUGCAUUUUCCAAUCUUCUGCAUGUCAGAAUUCCAAACAGUUACGAAGUGAGCAGUGCACCAGAUCUGGGAAUUAUGAACUCUCACAGAGCAAAUGUAGCCUUUGAGUACAGGCAGCACUUGUUACUUCACGGUCCUCAGGCAGGCACUGCAGGGCCUCCUGGACUAACGGGGCCUUACGGACUCAAACACCAUAAUAUGCCAUUUCCCCCAAGUGGUAAUGUCUUGGCAGGCUAUAAGGCACACAGUCCACAUGUUGCAGAUGGUUCAGUGUUGAGGUCACAGUGGUGCUCUCAUUGUAAAGUCGUAGUUCUGGGCAGCGGAGUACGGAAAUCUUUCAGUGAUCUACCUUUCCUGAAACAGGAUUCUAGAGAGAAGUCUGAAAGAAUGGAGAAAGACAUUGUCUUCUGUAGCAACAACUGCUUUGUUCUUUAUUCAGCAUCCAUGCAAGCAAAAAAUUCAGAAAGCAAGGAAUCAAUUCCUACCUUGCCACAGUUUCCAUUGAAGGAGGCAGCCCCAAAAGUGUUCCAUCAGUAUAACAACAACAUCUCUACGUUAGAUGUGCACUGCCUCCCUCAGCUACAGGAAAAGAUUUCUCCACCUUCCUCGCCCCUUAUCACCUUCCCUCCUAGUUUUGAAGCAGCCAGAGUCGAGCCAAAACCAGAUGAGCUUAAGGUAACAGUGAAGCUAAAACCCCGCCUGAGAACUAUACCGAAUGGACUGGAUGACUGUCGACCAGUAAGUAAGAAAUGGAAAGGAAUGAAGUGGAAAAAGUGGAACAUACAGAUUGUGAUUCCUAAAGGAACAUUCAAACCUCCUUGUGAUGAGGAGAUAGAUGAAUUCCUCAAAAAGCUGGGCACAACCAUUAAACCUGAUCCAGUGCCGAAGGACUACCGAAAGUGUUGUUUCUGUCAUGAGGAGGGGGAUGGGCUAACAGAUGGACCAGCAAGGCUUCUAAACCUUGACUUAGAUGUUUGGGUCCACUUGAACUGUGCUCUUUGGUCUACUGAGGUCUAUGAGACACAAGCUGGUGCCUUAAUCAACGUGGAGCUCGCCCUGCGAAGGGGCUUGCAAAUGAAAUGCAUGUUCUGUCACAAAAUGGGCGCCACCAGCGGCUGUCACAGGUUAAGGUGCACCAAUAUUUAUCACUUUACCUGCGCCAUUAAAGCACAAUGCAUGUUUUUUAAAGACAAAACUAUGCUUUGCCCUAUGCACAAACCAAAGGGCGCUCACGAGCAAGAACUCAGCUAUUUUGCAGUCUUCAGGCGGGUAUACGUCCAGCGGGAUGAAGUCCGACAAAUUGCCAGCAUAGUCCAACGGGGGGAUCGUGAGCACACCUUCCGGGUGGGGAGCCUCAUCUUCCACACAAUUGGCCAGCUGCUGCCACACCAGAUGCAGGCUUUCCAUUCUUCAAAGGUGCUCUACCCUGUGGGUUACGAGGCCAGCCGGUUGUAUUGGAGCACACGCUAUGCCAACCGCAGAUGUCGCUACCUGUGUUCCAUUGAAGAGAAGGAUGGUCUUCCACUCUUUGUGAUCAGGAUCAUUGAGCAAGGCCAUGAAGACCUGGUUCUUACUGACUCAACCCCUAAAGGUGUUUGGGAUAAAAUCCUAGAGCCUGUUGCUUCAGUAAGGAGGAGUUCUGAAAUGCUUCAGCUAUUCCCUGCAUAUCUAAAGGGUGAAGACCUUUUUGGUUUAACUGUCUCUGCAGUGGCUAGGAUUGCUGAAUCGCUUCCUGGGGUUGAGGCUUGUGAACAUUACACCUUCCGGUAUGGCCGAAACCCCCUCAUGGAACUUCCUCUUGCCAUCAACCCCACAGGCUGCGCCCGCUCUGAGCCAAAAAUGAGCAGCCAUGUCAAGAGGUUUGUGUUAAGGCCUCAUACCUUAAAUAGCACCAGCACUUCAAAGUCAUUUCAGAGCACAGUUACAGGAGAACUGAAUGCACCUUACAGUAAACAGUUUGUUCAUUCAAAGUCCUCUCAGUACCGAAAAAUGAAGACAGAAUGGAAAUCCAACGUCUAUUUGGCACGCUCACGCAUUCAGGGCCUGGGCUUAUAUGCUGCUAGAGACAUUGAAAAGCACACCAUGGUCAUUGAAUAUAUUGGAACCAUCAUCCGCAAUGAGGUAGCCAACAGGAAAGAGAAGCUUUAUGAAUCUCAGAAUCGCGGAGUGUACAUGUUCCGCAUUGACAAUGACCAUGUCAUUGAUGCCACAUUGACAGGAGGUCCUGCAAGGUAUAUUAACCAUUCCUGUGCACCAAACUGUGUGGCUGAGGUGGUAACCUUUGAAAGGGGACAUAAGAUCAUCAUUAGCUCUAACAGGAGAAUCCAGAAGGGAGAAGAGCUCUGUUAUGACUAUAAGUUUGAUUUUGAAGACGACCAGCACAAGAUUCCAUGUCACUGUGGAGCUGUAAACUGCCGAAAAUGGAUGAACUAGAUGCAUUCCUUGCUGUCUCCAGGGGUUGCUUGUCCCAAGAAAGAAGUGAUUUUGAUUUUAUUUUUAUUUUUAUGGGGUGGGUGUGGGUGGGUGUGAAAGCAAUCACUUCUGAAAGUUGUAUUCUACACCAGUGUGAAGCAAGCUGGCAGAAUAUGGAGUUGUUGCCUGAUGUCUGAGGCACACAGAGGUGAAACUGAUCUCCAAACCAGUCCAGCACUUUUGAUUUUAUGAACUCAUAAGGAGAAAUCGUUGAACUUGGGCAGAGAAGCUAUGGCUGAACUGCAAAAGGGCAGUGGGGCAUCAAUGAAUGUAGACUGAAAUCACCAGCGAAAGGGAGACGUCCAAAGUGCUGGCCACAGCCUUACUUAUUAAAGGGGCAGGCCCUCUAAAUACAGAAAAAUAAAUAAAUAAAAGUAGACACCACUGAACAAGGAAUGUACUGAAAUGACUUCCUUAGGGAUAGAGCUAAGGGAAAUAACUUGCACUAAAAUACAUUUAAAAUACUUGAUUCCAUGAGUCAGUUUAUUGUAGUUUUUGAUUUCUGUAAAAUAAGAGAAACUUUUUGUAUUUAUUAUUGAAAUAAGUGAAUGAAGCUAUUUUUAAAAGGAAAAGUUAGAAGCCAAGCUGCUGCUGUUACCUGCAGAACUAACAAACCCUGUUACUUUGUACAAAACUGUAAAUAUUUUGAGGAAUAAAGUACAGUAUAAAAAAAUAGUAAUUGACCAAAUGCUACCAGACUUUGCAGCAGUUCGGGUGCUUAUUAUAAAAUUUUGAUAGGGAUGUUACAAUAUGAUCUCAUGUAUUAAAAAUGCCAUUACAAUUGUUAUGGAAUAACCAAAAUCUCAAUUUAAAGAGAGGUUUUACUUUAUUUUUUUAAUCUUUAAAGCAGGCUCAACUGUGCUCUAUUAAUAACUUUUUAAAGUAACCGUAAAGACUGGUAGAGAGCAUGUAUAUUACAACUAUGACUUUUGUAGAUUUCUGAGGAAAUUUAGACUGAUUUAUUUUAUUUGUAUUAUAUUGUUACAUCCCUAUUUCUUAAAUCAGGUUUUUUUGUGCUUAGAAUUUGUGAUAACUGUGAAUAACUGCUAAAACCACCCAAAAUAGAAGCUGAACAUUGAUUUUCUUUUCCAGAAAAAAGUAGUGGGGAUUACAUGAACUGUUCAGCUUACACUAAAUCAUGUAAUGAAAAUAGAAAUGUGUAGUGAGAGCGUAAGUCUAAUACAAUAGCUGCCUUCUUUAAAAGUAAAAACAAAGAAAAAAUUAGGUGUAAUUGUGCUUUCAGCUGCAGGACUCUGGCAAUAGGGUUUUGGAAAAUGUAAUUUAAAAAAUGUGUUUGUAUGGAUUGUUUUGUUUACAUUUCUUUAAAAAAAAUAAAACACUGUUUGUGUUUGCUUGUAGAAACCUAAUCAACAUUUUGAAGCAGGUUAGUUUUUUAUUUUGUACUUUAAAUUCUGGUACUGACACUUCACAGUCUAAAUAUUAAAAAAAAAUGAAGUUUUUUGUGUGCACAGCGAAAGUGGACUGUAAAACUGUUGAUAUAUUCAGUGCUACAGUUCUGAACUUGUAAUGUAUAUGGCAUGAUGUAUUUUUAUCUUACAGAAUAAAUCAAUUGUAUAUAUUUUUCUCUUGAUAAAUAGCUGUAUGAAAUUUGUUUCUCGAAUAUUUUUCUUCUCUUGUACAAUAUUCCAACAUCCUACCAGUAUUUGUCCUACAGUUUUUUUCUGUUCUGUAUAAUAGUUAUCUAAUGUUGGCAAAAAAUGAAUUUUUGAAGUAUACAGAGUGUUAUGGGCUUUGAAAUUUGUGGAAACAGAUUUAGAAGAUCAGCAUUUACAAAUAAAAUAUUUUACAUCUAUAAA
Lacerta agilis (Sand lizard) is the source of this 17149-nucleotide messenger RNA. RefSeq names its product lysine methyltransferase 2C (gene KMT2C). The transcript has 61 exons. The record is from RefSeq and is a predicted model, not a curated record. Gene Ontology annotation, molecular function: histone binding; histone H3K4 methyltransferase activity; transcription coactivator activity. Gene Ontology annotation, biological process: positive regulation of transcription by RNA polymerase II. NCBI's taxonomy places the organism in Eukaryota, Metazoa, Chordata, Lepidosauria, Squamata, Lacertidae. Bases 477 to 15293 code for a protein of 4938 amino acids. Gene Ontology annotation, cellular component: nucleus; MLL3/4 complex.